AAACAGGAGCGGGAUGUGUCGGAGCGCGUAUGCAACACACUAAAGAAAAAAGAAGACAAGAAGUUGACGCAACACAGAUGUAACAAAAGAGGCACCUACCAGAUUGAGGAAAAUGAGACAAAGUAACCACAAACUGCAACCAGUGCACAGUGCAAUAGCUCUUCAGGGGCAGGACAUGAACAGAGGAGCCUCGCCUGAUUGGCUGAGCUCCUCUAACAUGCAAAUAUGGUGUCAGAUACAGUUCAGUCCUCGAUACUAAACCCUGCAGUUCAGCUCCAGAGAGAGAGAACAUAGACGCAGACUCAAGAUACUCUUUCAUUUCCACUGGAAAUGAUUUAGCAAAUCACAUGGUGGUUUACCAUCUAUUUAUCUAAACUUCAGCUAAAGCCAGCAGACAUAAGAUCACAUCUACAGUCUAAGAAUGACUUGUACAAGAGUCCUCAGUGCACUUGGGAGUCACGCCCAGCCGGCUAUGACACCUGUCGACCUUGCCAUGCAUCUCAGACUCAGCCAACGCCAACCUCUGUAUGAGCUUCUGUCCAUGUCUCCUCUGAAACCAGCGGAGCAAAGCAGUCAGCCAGCUCAGUGUCUCCAAAGGGCUAUCAGCCUUCGCUCCACACGCCGCUCACCUUCUUCCCCCCACUCUCUACCAUCAUUGCUGCCCUCUGCCCCAGUGGCCAUCGGGCCACAGAGCUGUUUCCGUAGAGACAGCAGCGGUCGGACCAAGAAGCGCGUUGUGUUUGCAGAUGCUAAAGGACUGGCUCUCACUGCUGUGCGCCUGUUUAUUCCUGACUAUUCAAUCCCCACUUCUACCUUGCCAGUAAAACCCACCAAGGCCAAAGUGCAAAGCCCACAGUGGUCUUGGAACAAACUGCUGCAAAAGUCACCAUCAAGCAAACUACAGCAACAGUCAACCUUGAACAUAUUGCAGCAACAGUCAAGCCCAAACCAGUUGCAACACUACAAGUUAAGACUGGGCUUCCCUCAGCCAGUUCUGGACAUUUCCCUCGCACGUCUGCGUGAGAUGCGGGUACAGUUGGAAAGCUGCAACAUUUCAGGGAACUCAUUGAGUGGCAGAGUGCGUGUUUCACAUGUUAGCACUGAAAAGGCUGUACAUGUAAGGAUGACCUUUGACUCUUGGCAGAGCCAUCAUGACAUUCCCUGCACAUUUCUGCAGGAGCAACGUUUUGGAAGCUCUGUGGUGGAUGUUUUUGCCUUUGACCUCAGCUUACCGAAGAAUGUAGAUCCAGAGGAGAGAAUCGAGUUCUGUGUGUCCCUCAGAACCGGAGCAGCGACACACUGGGACGACAACAAUGGACAGAACUACAGGGUGUGUGUGGAAAAAGACAGAGCUAAUGCCAACCAGGGCAACACUAACAGCUCUUACUCUACACUUACAAAAUACCAGCCACCAUCCUGGCCCUCAUAUGUGUCCCUCAGUGUGCAGAACUAUGCUGAUCCUCAGUAUAUCCAGAAUAGCUUAUCAAGAAGGUUCAAUGCAGACUGGGAUCCUGAGUUCUAGUCCUGUUUGCUUCUAUCUUUUCAGUAGAGCUUUGUGAAUGUGUAAAUAAUCUGGACAUUGUAGCUAAUAUAUAUUUAAGAGAGACAGAACUUUAUGGGAUGUAUGGACCAAAAAAGUUGGUCAAAAAAACUUACCCACCUGAGCUCACCUACCCUGCUGUAAUGUGAAUGAUACAUACUGCAGUAAUGAUCUUAUUUUACCAUUAAACUAAAAAACAAAACUCCUUUUUAUUCUCUUUGACACAUUCCUUUUUACAAGAGCAGCUUAGAUUUUACUGUAAUACAACCUGUGUGUGACACAAAGCCCUGAUUAAGACACAGGGGCCCUACAGGGAGAACAAAAAUAUGAGACCUGUUUUUCAGUUUAAGAGGAAGCAUGUGCAUCAGCACACAAAGAGAUUAUUUUAUUCUAAGAACCUUUUGAACUCUUAGCUUUUGUAUAACGUAUUUUCCACAAACACAGUGAAUGAAUAAAAUAAAUGAUCUUAGCUCAUGA
This is a messenger RNA of Notolabrus celidotus (New Zealand spotty), 2017 nucleotides long. RefSeq lists its product as uncharacterized. Gene Ontology annotation, biological process: regulation of glycogen biosynthetic process. Bases 422 to 1522 code for a protein of 366 amino acids. The record is from RefSeq and is a predicted model, not a curated record. Gene Ontology annotation, molecular function: glycogen binding; protein phosphatase 1 binding. The transcript is spliced from 5 exons. Gene Ontology annotation, cellular component: protein phosphatase type 1 complex. Lineage: Eukaryota; Metazoa; Chordata; Actinopteri; Labriformes; Labridae.